AUGGUUAUGGUUACCGAAUGCGAACAGACACCGCUCUUGGGCAGCAAUGCCGGCAGCACGGGCAUUGCUUCAAACCUCGAACGCUUUCGCGAGGCCAUCGGAAUAGAAAGCACCUCCUUCGGUAUCAACCAUGACCUCGAAUCUGCCCGCAGGGACGCAAAAGGUCUCUACAAACAAAUCCUCCUCCUCCAACGCUGGCGAGCCCGCCAAUACCACAUCGUAAACACCAUCUACUACUUCGCUCUCGGCCUGCAAGUCCUCAUCGGCGCAGUCCUAGCCUCCCUCGGUCCUCUCUCCAAAUUGCAUCCUACAGCAAUCACAAUCCUGGGUGUGCUCAACGCCUCUUUAGCAGGAAUACUAGCACUACUAAAAGGCCAAGGACUACCGGAUCGCUUGCGAAAAGACGAGUAUCAGAUGCGAAAGGUGCAGGAUUUCAUCGAGGAGACGGACAUCCGCCUUGCGAUUUCGGGGGAGGAUAUUAGUAGGAAGGAGUUGUCGGAUCUCGUGGAGCGGGUUUUUGCGAAAUAUCAUACGGCAAGGGAUACGGCUCAGAUGAACAAACGAAUGAGUUAUGCUCAUCAAUCGGAAGUUCCACAGGUUGAUGGAUCGGGUGUGUCUGGGGAUGUACAGCCUGGAAAGGGGUUUAUGAAGAGGAAUUUCGGUACGGACGAUGAGGAUCAGAAGGGGAAGGGGAAGUUUUUGAUUGACUAG
Messenger RNA from Hymenoscyphus albidus, 711 nucleotides. NCBI's taxonomy places the organism in Eukaryota, Fungi, Ascomycota, Leotiomycetes, Helotiales, Helotiaceae. The record is from the annotation of a GenBank genome assembly.